Molecule: messenger RNA, 2272 nt
Organism: Phycodurus eques (leafy seadragon)
Lineage: Eukaryota; Metazoa; Chordata; Actinopteri; Syngnathiformes; Syngnathidae
Gene: fignl2
Product: fidgetin like 2
Exons: 3
Coding region: 212-2272 (686 amino acids)
Molecular function (GO): ATP binding; microtubule severing ATPase activity; ATP hydrolysis activity
Source: RefSeq, a predicted model, not a curated record
GUACACCCACACACAGAGUGGCCUGGUCCGGUCUGCUCUCGGGAUUAACCAAGCGCUGCUUUCAGAUGGGAUGGAGGACAUGCAGGCAUGAACAGGGCUGUCGCGUUAUCCGUGCAAGCACAUGCCAGUGAUGGACUACAGCCUAACAAACGCUAACCGUCACCAGCAUUCACCCAUCCGCAUUCCUCUUCAGUGAGACCAGCUCCACAGAAUGCUGAGUCCCAUUGUCCCUUAUAGCUUAUUAAAGAUGCACUGGAAUCCAGAGCAUGCCCAGCCCCUCAGCCAGUGGCCUGAGCAACACCUAGACGUGUCCUCCACCACCUCCUCACCGGCAGACAAGUCGGAAUCCUACUCCGGUCGCAGCCGCAGCUCCUACUCUUGGGCCAAUGACGACAUCUCCGCCCUAACGGCUUCCAAUCUGUUGAAGCGCUAUGCUGAGAAGUACUCCGGUGGACUGGACUCAGCGUACGAGCGGGCACAUGCUGUGGGCACCUACCCAGAUCCGGGUGCCUUUGGGGGCCUCAGUGGCCAGAAGACUGAACUGGAGCCCUGGCCAAUGACACACAGCACUGAUGCCUCCUAUUCUCUCGUGCCCCGCGGAGGGCACGAAAACCUGUCCACUUCAAAAGGUAUGGCCACGAGCGCUGGCCCUGCUGGGAUUAGCAGUGUGUCGGUGGUGAACAGCAACCUCUCAGACUCCGGCUACAGCGGCAGCAGCUCCUGCAGUGGUUCCAACGACUACCCCUCCAGCUAUAACAGCAGCUAUCUCUCAUCUGGAUACUGUCCACAACCUGGUGCAGCACUUCCUCCUGCCUCCCUUCAUACACUCCAAUCCACCCACACUCUGGUACCCAGCUAUAGCCCUACCACACCUGUCUACAGCUACCCACCCAGCACAUACCCUGCCCAGAACAGCAUUGCCCCCAGCUAUAGCCACCCCACUGCAACAUUCUUGCCCUCAGGUCUGCCAGCGCCCACUCCUGUUCCCCCCAGGCCAUCAGUGUUAGGAGGCAGCUACAGUUACCAGAGCACCAACAUUGGCACAUCGGAGUCUGGUGGGGCGUUGAAAAGAAAAGUCUUUGACAUGGCUGGAGAAGAGAAUGAAGUUGGGGGCAACGCUUGUUACAGGAAAUUCAGCUAUGACCCAUUGAAGCCUGGAGGAAACUCGCCAUACAGCGUCAGUGACAAAGCAGAGUGUUGCGGAAACAGCUACAGCAGUUCGGCAAGCAGUACAGAUCCACAAAACUUUAAGCCCAACAAGCCCUCCUCGCAGCCCCUGGUAUCUCCUCAGUAUGGGCCAGCCGGAGAGUACAGUCCUCCGGCUGGCAUGACAGGAGAUAACGCAGUGGCGAAGCAGGCCUUCACCCAGCAGGAGAAGCACCAGCAACAACAGCGCUCUAAGGCCCAGAAACGCUCUUCAUUGUGUGGUCCCACUCUUGAUACUCUGGAGAGCCUGGAUCCAUGUGUGUUGGACCUUAUUAACAAGGAAAUUUUGGACUGCAGCCCAGCCCUAAGCUGGGGGGAGUUGGCUGGCCUCACCCAUGUCAAAGUUGCCUUGGAGGAGGACCUGCUGUGGCCUGUGUUGAGGCCCAGUCAAGUGAUACAGCCACCAAGACGCAUCCUGCUGUUUGGUCCCCCUGGAGGGGGUAAAACCACCUUGACUCAUUCUCUGGCUUCACAAAUCGGAGCUUCCCUCUACCGGCUGAGUGGCACCUUGUUGACCUUGAAAGGGAAGGCUGAGGCGGAACAAAUUCUGGGGUCUGUGUUGCAGGUGGCCGGCGCACGGCAGCCAUCAGUGGUGCUGCUCAGCCAAGUGGAAACCAUGGAAGAGGAGGGCCUGAGAGAAACACUCCGCAACUUCUUGGAGAAGGCUCAGCUGAGCACAGGUUUGGUGAUUGUUGUGUGUGCCACCAGCAGGCCAGAUCUGCUGCAAGAUGCGCUCCAUCGUAGUUUCGCCAAGCGCUACCACGUCGGCCUGCCAGAUGUGGGCAUGCGUAGGCAAGUGCUGCUGCAAGCGCUUUCACCUCAUGGCUACAGUCUGAGCGAGCGGGAGCUGAGCGUGGUGCUGCAGCGCACUGAAGGUUACUCCGUGUGGGAACUGCUGCAGCUCGUCCAGCAGGCUCUCUCCUCUGCAUCAGCCCCUGCUGGAGCCAUCCAUGGCAAACCCCCAGCCUUCACAGACUUUGAAAAUGCCUUCUGCAAGGUGUGCCCACACAGCACGACAAAAGAAUCGGACACUAGUAUAGAGUGGGGCAAGCUGUAUAACCACUGA